Messenger RNA from Parnassius apollo (apollo), 843 nucleotides. Lineage: Eukaryota; Metazoa; Arthropoda; Insecta; Lepidoptera; Papilionidae. The record is from the annotation of a GenBank genome assembly.
AUGGUUUCUAAAAUUAUUACGUCACUGGCAACUCCAGAACCGGAAAUUCUCACUGUCAUCCGUUUGAGUAAACCUGUAUCCAAAAUUGAAAAGCCGCGUUCUAUCAAGUUAGUCCUGGCCAAUAAAGAUAAUGCUAUAAAUGUUCUGAAAAAUAAAGGUAAGCUGCCAAACUGUGUUAAGGAGGUUAAGAUCAUCAAGGAUAAUUAUGUAACCAAGACGCACCUAGAAGAGCUAAAGAAAGAUAAAUCUUUCUUAAAAACAUCCACAUCACCAGCUCAUCAUCAUAAGGUAGGUAGAAGGUGCAGUGCAUUCUUGUUGGAUGUGGGUACUACGUUCGGCGACAGUGGGCCGAUGGGCUUGUCGCACGAGUUAUCAACAGCUGAUGUACCGUUACAAACAACUGACGUACAGACAGAGACGGAAAAGAUAGCUAUCGCACAAGUAGCUAGUCGUGCUCGUGAUAGUGUCGAUGCACUCGCACCUGUGUCAGAUAUGCAUAAGGCUGACCUCUUUACAUCUGGAGGCGUGACUGCUUAUAACGGUGCGGAUGGGCGGCAAUCAUUCAGCGCAGGAGGCGCUAAAACAACUCCAAUUCCAAUGCAGAACUCACCGAGUAAAAGCAGGAUGAAUGAUGACAAAACAAUUGUAGUGAAUAAGUUCUCUAACAAUAAUAACGCAAUAAAAGAUACAUCUUGUGAUGGUAAUUUUCAGUCUUCGCUAACUAUGGCCGAAAUAUUGAAAAAAGGUGAAGCUUGGAAAAAUGAAGAACCGCCAGAGGCCUGGAUAAAAGUUCAAAAGCGCAGAUUGCGUAACCGUUUUAUAGGAGUUUAUGAAUUGUUGUAA